Molecule: messenger RNA, 786 nt
Organism: Puccinia triticina
Lineage: Eukaryota; Fungi; Basidiomycota; Pucciniomycetes; Pucciniales; Pucciniaceae
Exons: 2
Coding region: 1-786 (261 amino acids)
Source: RefSeq, a predicted model, not a curated record
AUGUUUAGGGAGUUUCUAUUUGCGGCACCCUUGCAUGGCAGAUCCCACCCGACUGCAUUAGCAGGGAUCGGGAUCAGCAACUCCAACGCAACCCUCCAGCGAUCCCCGGUCGUCAGCCGCCCGCCCCAGCCCAGCCUCGACGGUGCGACCCGCUGGAAGGCCGCCCUCCAACACACCCUCCGUCUGGCCCGACGAGCACCUCCACGCACUCACCGGCCGGGCUGCCACUGGACCACCCACAAGCCCACCGACCACCGCCUUCCACGCCCCAGCAAGACGCACACAAGCGUGCGUCAUCGGGAUGCUGCCCGCCCGGCCUCGCCACUAGCCCGCCCCGUCUCCCGUAAGUCGCCCCCACCAGUGCUGUCCGACUCCGGCCUCCCUCCCUGCGUCCUUUCUUUCUGUCGUGGGCUGGCUGCGGCCUUCGCUGCUGCAUGGGUGGCCAGGGCCGGUAUGCCCAACGACCAUCCCCCCCCCCCCCCCGGACCGUGCUUGCCGGUCCCUUUCCCAUCUCCACGCUGUGUCGGCCGGGCCGGGAGGAAGCCGCAUGCGCCCCCGGCGACCCGCCACGCCGACCGGCACAAGCAAAACGCUGGGCCGGCCGAGGCUGCGAGACCGACGCCAGUGCUUGUGGCCCGCAACGCCAGCAUCUCGACCAGCGCUACCCAAGAGGAUGGUGACCAUCACCACAUGUAUCCACCCCAGCAUGUCCUGCCUAUCCGAUGGCCUUCUUGGACCGAGACGGGCCUCGCUCGCCAGCUCUCGGUCGACCAAGGCCAGGCGUAA